UUGUUUCCUUUCAGAAUUUUUUUUCCUUUUUUUUUCUCCCGUUGAUUUCUUAUCAUAUCUCAUUCAAUUGCGCAUAAAGGAACAGCAAGAUUUGAUUUUUAUAAUCAAAGACAUGUCGACUGGUCGAAAACUCUGUGCAUUUCUGAGAAUUCCUUUGAUUACCAGUUGUUGUGUUGCAUUUUGCACAACUAUGUUUUUGAUUGAUUUUCACCAACUAUUUGGAUGGAAACACACGGCAAAGCAUUURUGUCUUAGCUCCCAUGAAAUACUUCGCUCUGGACAAGUCUAUAGGAUUUUUACGUACACUUUCGUACACAAAGGACCUUGGCAUUUGGCUGUCACAAUGAUCCCUAUGCUUUUCGUGGGCUCAUUAGUAGAGAAACAAGUUGGGAGCAUUCUGUUCUUCUUAUUUCUCAUAAUAUGCUGGGUGAUAUCAACAACUCUUGAAGUUGCUAUGGCAACAAUGUUAUACCAUGUCUUUCAUAGUCUGUUCCAUGGYUGCAACAUGGGCUUUUCUGGAAUUGCAUUUGGACUGACUGCUGUCCUAUCUCAAGCUGUCAAGCACAAACAGUGUGGUUUGUGUAUUUUCCAAGUUCCAGUAUUUCUAUUACCAUGGAUAUUUUUUAUUCUUUAUUUUGUUUGUUUUCAUCAUGGUGCUGUAUUUUUGCAUCUUGGUGGGAUUGUUGCUGGUUAUGCGUAUAAGUCUGAUGUCUUUAACUGCUGCUUACCUUCACCUGAGAAACUGGCCGAGUGGGAAUAUUCCAACCAUUUCAAAUGCCUUGUCCAGCUGCCCUGUUUCAGUGCUCAAAUUACUCCUUCAAUACAUGCUAAGACAGUUGUUAGAAGAGUCUAGCAUGAUUUUGGAAACAUCUUCUCAAGGUAUUGGUGUUCAAGAAUAUGCUUAGGUGCCCUUGUUGGAAGAGAUUAUAGAGGUUGGAUGGAAACAUUCAGAAUCAUUACUUGAAGAAUUAAAGACAUGUUGCAAAUAAAUCAAAAAUUUAAUAUUGAUAAGGGGUCUUAGAAGGGGUCCAGAAGCCCCUGGAACCACAGUAAAAUAUUUCAGGUGAUUAUUACAUUAUUUAUAGUGAAAAAUAAAUCAUAACUGAGGAGAACAUAAGUACACAAACAAAGCAUGAAAAGCAGAGAUGCCAACACCCGAAAAUUUCAAAUCUUGAGACAAUAUACAUGAACGAAAAUGACGUCAUACCGGAAAUGACGUUUCAUAACAUUAUCGAUGACGUCAUCGCAUUUAUCAAAUUUCUUUAUAACUAGUGAUUUGAUUGGAUGUAUCUUAACCAAUCAUAUUAUAGAUUGUAGUGUGCAAUUGAAAAUGGCCGCGGAUGCAUGGCGUGCAGUGUAUUUCAAAAAACUGAUAUAUGAAUCGUCAUUAUCCGGGAGAUUUAGCGGUAAAAUCUUGAGACCGGGAGAAACGGUCGAAAAUCUUGAGACUCCCGGACUAUCCGGGAGAGUUGGCGUCCCUGGAAAAGGUUAUUGCCGAGGUGUUAACAUACCCAGGUCCUUCUCACUUUCCCAACGGAAAAUCGAAGGCUCUGGUUGGAGACGAGUGAGGAGGGAGGAGGGGAAAAACAAGAGACUGCUAGAACGGGCCACCAAGUCGUGUUCUCGUGGCCGCCCCGCAUCCUGAUUGGCUUAAAUCAGUGUCAUGAUUGACGUUUUCAAUUCGUCGUCAAAAAAAACAUUAUCCAGGCUAUAAUAUUGGUUUGGAAUGCCUUCACUAGUUUGAAAGGACAUUUCCAUGUACGUUUGUCGCUGUUGAAUACUAUAGAUAUGGAUUUUCUUAAUAGGGUGGUGGGAACWAGCGGUAAACUAGUGUGAGCUGCGUCGGUGUUACUAAAGAAACAGUCGUGUAAAAAAGAUAAAUUUAACACCGUAAAAAAGUAGGUAAGCUAGGUUUUUAAUAUGUUGAUCUUUUUUCAAGUGAACUCACUGCAAUUUCGUCAGCUCUUUUCUUGUUCUUUUAAUACUAGAAAGAUGUCAUAUAAGUCGUACAUUACAUUACAUUACAUUACAUUAACGUUUGCCAGGAACAAUUUUUUUUUAAAGAAGGAAGGGCGCGACAUUUACUUGUGAGAUUCAACAAUGUAGCUCAAAAUCCUUUUCCCAGUAAAAAAUUCGUACAAGAACAGUUUUUUAGAAGAACAGACCCCGUCGGCUCCUCCUGCUAAAUCCCCGGCUAUAAUGUGGUAAUUCCCUGGCCCUCCCCGCCSGCGAUUGGGGGCGGGGCCUUAAUUGACUGGUAAUGAGGCCCAAGAGUCUUUGCGCAUCAAAAUGUGACCCAGUCUGUCACACGUUUCUACGACAGUUGAGUCUCUGUYUUUGUCGGUAGCUUGAUUCCACAAUGAGGAGGAAUAUAAAACCGGAUAAAACUGUCGCAGUUCUCGACUUGGAGACAACGGGCUUUACAGAAGACGACAAAGUAGUUCAAAUUGCGUGCUUGAAAAUCAAGAGAAAUGGCUUAAUGACAGUUUGGACGCGGUUAGUCAAUCCACACGUGGAUAGUCAACGACAGUAUACAUGUGAGAGACGGUUCUCUCCUGAGUUCUUGAGCACAAAGCCAUCGUUUGAGAGGGUGGCCGACAACUUUCUUUGCUUUCUACAAGAUGUUGAUGUCAUUGURUGUCACAAUGCAAUUUAUCACUGGUCAAUGUUAUGGAAUGAGUUCAGAAGAUUGGAUGUUUCUAAAGCUGAUAAAUUUAGUAAGAAAUUUCUAUGGCUUUGCACUUAUCGCUUAGCGGUCUUGUGUUUUCCCGAACAGACCUCUCACAAGUUGAACGACUUGAAAGAAACUUUCGACAUCGAUACAACUGUAAUGAUAACGUCUAACUUGUUAGUUGAUGAUGGAGGAGAUACCAGGGAAAAAUGGGAUGCCUGUAUGUACGAUGUAUUUACAA
Messenger RNA from Exaiptasia diaphana, 2912 nucleotides. Its product is annotated as rhomboid domain-containing protein 2. Lineage: Eukaryota; Metazoa; Cnidaria; Anthozoa; Actiniaria; Aiptasiidae. Gene Ontology annotation, cellular component: membrane. The transcript is spliced from 3 exons. The coding region runs from base 113 to 853 and encodes 246 amino acids. The record is from RefSeq and is a predicted model, not a curated record. Gene Ontology annotation, molecular function: serine-type endopeptidase activity.